Vicia villosa (hairy vetch) is the source of this 1797-nucleotide messenger RNA. RefSeq lists its product as uncharacterized. Lineage: Eukaryota; Viridiplantae; Streptophyta; Magnoliopsida; Fabales; Fabaceae. Bases 1 to 1797 code for a protein of 598 amino acids. The transcript is spliced from 3 exons. Gene Ontology annotation, molecular function: RNA-DNA hybrid ribonuclease activity; nucleic acid binding. The record is from RefSeq and is a predicted model, not a curated record.
AUGGUCAUCUCCAACGGCGGUGACCCCGGCUCUCUCACUAUCAGCUCAGUAAAAAGAAAAUUCGACGAGCUGAUCAGCGUCAAUUCGGAUCUCGCCCCUACUCUGCGGAAGUUCAAAGGAAAAUCAGAUCCGAUCACUUUCUACUUGGAAGAGUUGCCCGACGGAGCUCCGAACGCCACAAUUCCCUUGCUCGUCCGAGCCAGAAUGACAAAUUUUGACGUUCGUCGAGUCCUGGUCGACGAAGGCAGCUCGGUCGACAUCAUGUAUUCUCAUCUUUUCCGGACGCUCCAGCUGGACGACUCGCACCUCACUCCUUAUGUGGGUUCUGAUCUCCAAGGCUUCAACGGGGCUACCACCAAACCAUGGGGUUACGUCGAACUGAUCGUCACUUUCGGGGAAGAGGAAGCAUCCAGGCAGGUCAAGACGAGAUUCUUGGUGAUCGACUGCAAGACUCUCUACAACUGCAUCUUCGGACGCCCUACUCUGGCCGAGCUCACUGCCGUCCCUUCCACUGUGCACCUCAAGAUGAAAUUCUACACAAAGCGGGGAGGAGUGGCCACUAUCAACGCAGACAUCAGAGCCGCCAGAAGGAUCUUCGAUGCCUCCGUAAAGGGGUUGCAGCUGAUCGCCCCUCCAUCAGACCCAAACAAGAAGCUGAGGGCUGAAGACAAUCAUCCUCGGGAAGAUCAACAUCCGCCAAACGUCAGCUCAAUCGACCUGGAUGCUCGGUUCACCGAUGAAGAGCUGAAGAAUGCCAAAGAGAGGAGGCCAAAGUACGAGGGUAGGAAGGCACUGAAAGCCCAAGCGCUCGCCGUUUUCGUGGCCGAGAUGACCUCGAUUUCCAAUUGCCCGACUCCCACCGAAAAUAAGUGGACCAUCUAUGUAGAUGGCGCUUCGAGCAACUCGGGAAGUGGAGCCGGCAUCAUCCUAGAAAACGACGAGGGGCUCAUCAUCGAAGUAUCCCUGGUCUUAUCUUUUACCACGUCGAACAACCAGGCCGAAUACGAGGCUCUCCUAGCGGGCCUGCGUCUCGCUGAAGACGUAGGGGCUCGAGAGGUCAUGAUUUAUACUGACUCCCAGCUCGUCGCCUCCCAAGUCAGCGACGAUUACCAAUCCAAAAACGACACACUAGCCGAGUAUCUCACUCUCGUCAAAGAGAAAAUGAAAAGAUUCUCAAAGGCAGAUGUCGCGCACAUUCCCCGGGAACAUAACUCACGCGCUGACAUAUUAUCCAAACUUGCGAGCACGAGAAAGAAAGGUGGAAACAAGUCGGUAAUCCAAGAAAUCUUGCCCAGACCGAGCAUAAGCAAAAAUGCGCAAGCUCUACAAGUAUUCGCUAUCGGGGACGACCAUUGCUGGAUGACCCCGGUAUAUAACUUCCUCACCAAAGAAGAGCUUCCCGCUGACGCGAAGGAAGCUUCAGCUAUUAAGAGACGAGCCCGUUCGUACACUAUCAUCGAGGACAAACUAUACCGACGAGGCUUCUCCAUCCCUCUCCAUAAAUGUGUUGACGCCUCGCAAGCAUUUGAGAUACUCCAAGAGCUCCACGAGGGGAUCAACGGCCAACAUCUCGGCGGCCGGUCACUAGCGAGGAAAGCUCUCAGAGCCGGUUACUAUUGGCCGACCAUGCAGCAAGACGCCAAAGAACAUGUCCGGAAAUGCGACAAGUGUCAGCGUCAUGCCGACAUGCACUUGGCUCCCCCAAACGAACUUAAAUCUCUCUCCUCGCCCUGGCCCUUCUCCACCUGGGGAAUGGACCUCCUCGGACCUUUCCCGACUUCAACCAAAACAAUCUAA